This is a messenger RNA of Sapajus apella (tufted capuchin), 2572 nucleotides long. It is a transcript of the gene LSMEM1, whose product is annotated as leucine rich single-pass membrane protein 1. The record is from RefSeq and is a predicted model, not a curated record. The coding region runs from base 1079 to 1465 and encodes 128 amino acids. The transcript is spliced from 4 exons. Lineage: Eukaryota; Metazoa; Chordata; Mammalia; Primates; Cebidae.
GCAGGAGAAUUGGGAGGCAGAGGUCACACCACUGCCACACACUGUCACACCACUGUAAUGCUGGGAUCACACCACUGCGCUCCAGCCUGGAUGACAGAGCAAGACUCCGUCUCAAAAAAAAUUUUGUGGAGCCCAUAUUUUCUCACUGACAUGAAAAAUGUUUCAAAGAUGGAAUACUGUUCAUCAAGCCAUGGCAAUGGAAGUGAGGAUAUUGGAUUGCAUAACUGUUUACAACCUCACUGUUAGUAUCCUGCUUGGAUAGUUGGUCUCAUCACUGUAGCAUCUUUUAUGUACAGCAGAGGGCAGAAGCUCCUUGGCAUGUAUGUGAGGGAACCACAUAAAUGGCCGAUUUUCCUGAGAAAGGAGGAUGUACAAACACUCACAGAAUAAAGCCUUUGUAAAGGAAAGGCAGCUGAUGAGAUGGAGUGCUUCCUUCAUCCGCAGUGGGUCUGUAGUCACGAGCUCUCCCACUCGCAAUCACUUUUUGUAGCUACUGGACACACUAGGCAUCUGACCUGCCGUCUUCCUUGUUUGUCAUGUCAUAACCAUAUUCUGUCCUUGUUUAUUGCAGUUCUCUGGUUAGUCUGGAGUGUUUGCAAGUUAGUCUUCAUAGUGGCAGCUCCUGCCUGCUACAGGACAUUUAUAUAUGAGAGCAUACCAUGGCAGGAAUGCUGGAAAUAUGGUGUCAGCUUACACAGUUGCUUCAGCCAAAUAAGGGCAGUAACUUCAGUCCAAUAAAAGCCUCAUCACUUACCAACUAAAUCAGGGCAUGGUAUUUUUUUCUUUUUAAAGCAUAGUUUUAGUAAUAUAUUUACUGAAAACCUUAGACAUUAUGAAAAAAGUCAGGAUUUGGAAUCUUACACUGCUUGGCUAAAUUAACACUAAAUAUAGACCAACAGUUUCAUGCUGGGGCUUAUGGGCCUCAUAGGAGCACCCGUAUGCUGAAGAAAGGCAAAGAAAGAACUACAGAAUUUGUAGAAAAGUUCUGUUGUAGUCACUUCUGAACAAUUCGUUUUUUUUGUUUGUUUGUUUGUUUGUUUUCUGGUAACCUAGCAGUCAAAGCUCACAUUUUUGGACAAUGACUCAUUCUUCCCAGGACACUGGCUCUUGUGGCAUUCAGGAAGAUGGAAAGCUUUAUGUGGUGGAUUCCAUAAAUGACUUAAACAAACUAAACCUCUGUCCAGCCGGAUCACAGCAUCUGUUCCCUCUAGAGGAUAAAAUCCCUGUCCUUGGCACAAACUCAGGAAAUGGAAGCCGGAGUCUGUUUUUUGUGGGGCUGCUAAUUGUGCUGAUUGUCAGCCUGGCACUGGUUUUUUUCGUGAUAUUUCUAAUAAUUCAAACUGGAAACAAGAUGGAUGAUGUGUCCAGAAGACUAACAGCUGAAGGAAAAGACAUAGAUGAUCUUAAGAGAAUCAACAACAUGAUCAUAAAGCGACUCAACCAGCUGGACUCUGAACAAAACUAGAGAAAUGAUUUUCUGAGAGCAGCUGCUAACACCUUGAGCUUCUUACUUUCCUAGGAGUGUACAGGGUUAGGAACUGAGAAAGUGCACUUCUUCAGGCAACAGAUAAUCUGGUCAGGGACCCCAGCUCUGGGGCCCUCUUUCUGCAGCAGGGUGGGAGAAACUCUAAAGCAAGUGGGUGUGGGAAUAGCAACUAGAAAGGGGUGAACUUGUCUCAGCCCCAUUUCAUGGUAGGGCACUUCAACUUGAAUUGGGUUUUUGGUGGGUGGCUAGUAGGGAGGAGAACCAACAGAAAGCAAGAGAACUUGACUAUGUACGUACAACUUCUUACAGAAGGAGCUUUGCUACCAGAACAAAUUCACUUUGUCAAUGAGGUUCAUGACACCUCAUGCGCCUUUACAGAUGCCUGGGAGAGCCUGAGAGAAGUUUUAUAUGUUGAAGGGAACCAGGUGAUUACUCUUUUCAAUAAAAGGGAGUCUGCUUAGGUGAUUAGACUUUGACUAUUUUCCCAGGGACAGCGAUGGGUGGGCCUCAAAGCUAGUUGCUGUCUAGUGUUUGCUGGUGAAAACAUGAGCAGUAGUUAUGUGGGGUUGGGGUCAAAAGGGAAAGCCUAAUUAAUUUAAUGUUUAUUAAGCUCCUACUCUGUGCAAAUCACUCUCCUCUAGAGGAGCUUACAUAAGUGUGCAUGAUAAAGAAAGGAGAUGGAUAGUUGCAUAUAAUUACAUAAGCUUUGUUUACCUUGUUUCUCAUGAAAAAACCCCUUUGGUACCCUGCAGAUUGAUUUGGAAGAAAUCUGAUAGAUUUGUGGCCUUUGCUAAACUACACUAGGAAAUUAUGUAGUUAGAAUAUUUGGAACCUGUAUUAAUUUCAGGAAUGAAAGUAAGGUACACAGCAUAUGAAAUAAGAUGCAGUGUGAAAUAAAUGAGUUUGAAAAGCAUAUGAGUCUUAGAAAAUAUUUUAUUUAAUAUCAAUAUAUUCUACCAGUCAAUUGAAGAAUGUAUUGUGAUUCUAUCAUUUUGGCUUGAUCAAAAACAUUUGGGUUUACUAGGAUAUUAAACAUUCACUUUAUAACACUAAAUAGUUAAUGAAAUAAUACAUUUUGCUUAUCCA